CGUUGCUAAUUCCUUACACUUUAUAAAUUGCUUUUCCAGUAACAUAUCUUCCAAAUUUGAUGAUACAGUAUUUUUAUGAAAAUGCAUCGCUUAGAUUCCUUGUUUAAGUCUGUAUUGCCUUAAAAACUAAUUGGAUGGAAUAGUAGUGUGAAGGAUAUUAUUGAAACACGCUCAAAAUGAUGUAAAUAAUAAUCCAACAAUCAGAUCCCUUAGGAAAUGGAUGAUUCGUUGUCUAAUGGAUAAUAUUUAGUGGCAUAUUUACAUAUCUCAUUUCUUGUGUUUAAAUAAACCCCAAACAAAACAAGCGAUGGAAACAAACCGCGUUUCUGUUGAGCGUCUUUCUGAAACCAAUGAACCGGAUGUUAUAAAAGAAGACGCUAAAUGUAAUGAAGAUUUGGAAACCCUGGAACAAGAUGAUGAUGAAGAAAGUGAACAUUCAGAGGGUCUAGAUAUUGUAAUAGAAAAAUGUUGUCCCGAUAACAAAGUUGUAACUUGCAACGGUGACGAAGGUAAAGUAACACUGAGACGGAAGAAGACUUCAUUUUCAGAAACUGUUGAAACCAUACCGGACAAUGAUUACAAAUAUAUGGAUUAUGUACAAGUACCCAAAACAGGAACCUCGCGAAGGAAAUUUGAGAUAGGAAAUGAAAAGAUGGUCAGCAAUGAUGAUCUGAAUUUAGCAGCAACGUUAGUGCACGAUGCAAUGGAAGGAAGAACUACAGACAUAAAAUCAGAGCCAAAAUAUGUGAGGUCGUAUAACCGGUACAAGUCCUGGCCUCUGACAUACCUUCUAUAUGUGUGUUUGGUCGUGGAUCUCAGCCUAGUAAUGUUUGAAGAUCCAGCUGUACAGGGGAUUGGCUUACACUAUUCUGUAACAAUGAGUGUUGAAGUUUUGUGUGUGGUGUAUUUUACGAUCCGAACAUGUCAUAACUUUCACUGGAGGAGAACAAAGUCGUUCUUUAGAGACAUCAAAAACAGCUUCAUUAUAGGAAUAAUAACUCUAACGGUUAUAGACAUGUUAGUGUUCAUCAUAAUGAAGCAAACAAUGCCAGAUAGCCGAAUUGUAAGGUACUCUAGAGCUUUAAGACCACUUCUCAUUGUCAACUUCUCAGAUGGAAGACAGAUACGACGAGCCUGGCGAAACAUGCGUAGAACCAUAAAAGAGAUUGUUCACGUUCUUGUUCUUUUCUACUUCUUUAUUUUUGUGUUUGCUCUUAUCGCCUACCAGAUGUUCAGUUCAAGAACGGAUAUGAAGUACCCUGAUGGUAAAGACUAUUUUAAAGACUACAUGGAUAGUGUUUGGGAUUUGUACGUACUUGUAACGACGUCAAACAACCCGGAUGUUAUGAUGCCGGCUAUAGAGAAAAGCAGGUUUUAUUGCAUCUUCUUCUUCGUAUUCAUCCUCGUCUGUUUCUACCUUCUCCUGAACGUGUUCCUUGCUGUCGCCUACCACAGCUACAAUGAAAACAUGAAGGAUGAAAUAAAGACAAGUGCUCGCGACAAGAAAAAGAAACUGGUUCAAGCGUUUGAUGUGAUCAAGAUCAAUCAUAAUGGAGAAGACAUGGUUACUUACAGAAUGUGGAAGCGUCUAAUGACCCUGGCUCAACCAAAGCUAUCCAAGAACCAAAUUGACCUACUUAUGCUGAUCUUAGAUACAAACCGCUCUGGCCAUAUAGGGAAACGAGAGUUUAUGAACGUUGCUGAUCUCCUAAAUGUUCCGGUAUCUGAGGUUGAGGACAGAAUAACAAUUCUAGAGAAAUGGUUCCCGAACAUGUACAACUCAAUUCCGGCUGAAUACGUUAAAACAUUUGUGGAUAGUGUUUUCUUCAAGUUCAUGUAUGAUUUGAUUGUUAUCAUCGAGAUAUUCCUUAUUGGAUUCAACGUUCCACACAUUGAUGUCCCUUUCUGUGUCCUGUUCAUCAUCGAGAUCUUGAUUAAGAUAUUCACGAAUGGACCGAUGAAAUACUUCAAACGAUUCAGCAACUUAUUCGAUGUCACCAUUACAUUGGCUUCCUUGAUCAUUAUUAUCACAAGGACCGUAUAUCCGCAUCAAGAUCGUGUUCAGGUAGAAACGACACAAGUUAUAAACAUCAUAAGAAUAUUCAGAAUCUUGCGAUUGCUUGUUCAUAUUAAAAGGUUCAAAAUUAUUACAGAUACAUUAAUCAACAUUUCACUAUCAAUAUUCAUGUAUUGUGGUAUUUUAUUCAUCAUAUUCUAUAUCUUUGCUAUCGUCGGAAUAGAGGUAUUUCAAGGAACGAUCAAGCCGCCCGUGCAAAAUGUGACCAACGCCACUUUAGAUGAUAUCUAUUGUGGUGCAGAGGAGCUGAAAGACAGUGCUUUCUAUGAAUCCAGAUAUUGCAAUCUUAAUUUCAACGAUUUCAUCAGUGCAAUACUUGUUCUUUCAACUAUACUGUUUGAAAACAAUUGGCAUAUUCUCACACAGGGUUAUGUGCUGGUUGUUGGAAAGGCCGCACGGAUAUAUUUUGCAGUCUUCUUUAUGUGCGUCUCCGUUGUCGUAAUGAACAUUGUAACGGCGUUCGUUGUGGACAUGUUUAUGUAUGAAUACACCAUCCAGAAGGAGGGAAAAUGUGAUUCAAAUGUCGAGAAGAAAAUAAAGGAUCUUGGUCUUGGAAUAGAUGCUGACACAGGUCUGGAGAUAUCAGCUCCUCUGUCUGACCAUGAAAUGGAUGAGUUAUUGAAGGACGGAACGAUUGAAAAACCGAGGCAACACCCCUGGGUGGAGAGUGCGACCAUGAAAGGAUUGCGAAAUGCUGAAGUCAGAUUCUCGGCCGCUAUCAGCUCUUUCGUAAGCAAAAGAAAGAGCUCCGUGCCGACACUGAGCAGAUUUGAUGGUAUACGCUUUCACAUAAAGAAAAGAGGAUGGACAAAGAUUGAAGUACUGUUGCAACAACUGUAUGAUGUAGAAUGUGACACGGAAAUUGACUUAACUCUCAACUACACAGAUAACACACAGAACAACAGACUUAAAUCAAUGAUUCUGUGAAUAUAAGAUAUAUAAGGUUUUAGCGAUGUGCAGUUUGAAUACAAUGCAAAUGCAAUUAAACAGUUAGCAGAAAAAUUGCCUUCCAUGACAAAUGGUUAAGAUUACACAUAGUUAGUUACCAUAAAAAUACUUUUGGAUUUUAGUGUUUAGUGAUAUGUACAUGUAUACCAGAUCAGUAAAAAAAGAAUAAGUGUAAAGUGUGUGAGUGAGGAAAAUAUGUAACCAGGCCGCCCAGGACAUUAUUUCAGUAAAAUAUUAUUUCCUAAAUAGAUGAUUGUUUGUGAUUGUCGUCUGCAUUUUAUUAUGUACGCUGUUUUUGUUAAAGCAUAUUGUCAAUGACAGAGAAUUACAAUGGAUUGUUACUGGAAAUGUUUCUUGCUUUUACCAUUCAUUUCUUGCAGCAUUGUUUCACGUGCAGCAUUCAUAAAAAUAAUGUAUAAACAAAUAUAAGUGAUCAGGUCAUACUGGAGUAGGGAAUACAUGUAAUCCGUUCUUGACAACAGUGUUUAAGAGCGUCCAUACAAGGCACUAUUGAACAUAAUAAAGGCGUCAUAUCAUAUUGUAAAUAUAGAAUCUAUAUGUAUAGUUUAUAGGUAUAUUUAAUUAUUACAUGUGUAUAUAGUAAGAUGUAUUUACUUUUUAGAUAAGCAAACACAUUUUGUUGAUAUCAUAUCAUGACAAUUAAUAACAUAAAAUUUGAUAAACU
This is a messenger RNA of Ruditapes philippinarum (Manila clam), 3710 nucleotides long. RefSeq lists its product as uncharacterized. Gene Ontology annotation, cellular component: membrane. The coding region runs from base 308 to 3004 and encodes 898 amino acids. The transcript is spliced from 19 exons. NCBI's taxonomy places the organism in Eukaryota, Metazoa, Mollusca, Bivalvia, Venerida, Veneridae. Gene Ontology annotation, molecular function: monoatomic ion channel activity; calcium ion binding. The record is from RefSeq and is a predicted model, not a curated record. Gene Ontology annotation, biological process: transmembrane transport; monoatomic ion transport.